Oncorhynchus nerka (sockeye salmon) is the source of this 1695-nucleotide messenger RNA. RefSeq names its product sorting nexin-10A-like. NCBI's taxonomy places the organism in Eukaryota, Metazoa, Chordata, Actinopteri, Salmoniformes, Salmonidae. Gene Ontology annotation, biological process: intracellular protein transport; vesicle organization; cilium assembly. Gene Ontology annotation, cellular component: endosome. The coding region runs from base 362 to 1054 and encodes 230 amino acids. The record is from RefSeq and is a predicted model, not a curated record. Gene Ontology annotation, molecular function: phosphatidylinositol phosphate binding. The transcript has 8 exons.
GCUGGAUGGAUUUCCGGUGUGAGGCUACGUACUGCCUAUUCAGCAAAGCAAUAUGUAAUCCUCUCCUGUAGCUCAGUCAAAGGAUUGUUUGAUUUGUUUUUAAAUGCGUUGUUGUGCACUGAAGUUUUGGUUAAAAUACUCCCUGAUUUCAGACCAGGAACGUGCACGAGCAAAAUGAAGGAACAGAGCGAGCGCGUCAUCUUCAAGUUCUUCAGACAACAACUACAGUCGGUUUAACCGCGAACAGAGCAAGCAGCGAAUAAAUCAAGCCCGCCCCAGCGGCACCAAGUCCUAUCGAACGAAUUGCCAGCUGAAGGGGCUGUGUUGUGCUGUUUUAUCACGGAGUGGAUUCCAUUCUACAAUGGACAGGAUUGACAGUCUAAUGAAACAGGAGUUUGUCAGUGUUUGGGUCCAGGAUCCACAGUUCCACAAAGAUGACUUCUGGCACACGCACAUCGACUACGAGAUCUGUUUACAUACCAAUAGCAUGUGUUUUAGGAAGAAGACGUCCUGUGUGCGUAGGCAGUACAGUGAGUUUGUUUGGCUCCGGCAGCGUCUGCAGGACAAUGCUAUGCUCAUAGAGUUGCCCAAAUUACCUCCCUGGAAUCCGUUCUUCAGUCUGAACAACCCCUAUCAGGUCAACCAGCGGAUGAAGGGUCUACAGGAGUUUCUAGAGACUGUCCUCCAGGACCCCCUGCUGCUGUCUGACAGCAGAGUGCACCUUUUCCUCCAAUCCCAGCUCAGCGUGACCAAGAUGGAGGCGUGUGUCUCGGGCCAGACACGCUACACAGUGGCCCAGGCCAUCCAGAUGUGUAGUGACUGCCACCGCACACGCUUCCCCGUAGAGAAGAGCCAUAAGGACUACUGCGACUCGAACGGCGAAAGCACCACAUCAUCAGGUCUAGGCCACAGCCAUGACUCGGGGGUCCCCCAGAGCUCCAGCCCCCUACCCUGUGACAGCAGUUGUAAAAAAUGUGAUGGAAGCCUAACCAUCAGGGACAGAAGAUUUUUCAGCAGAGAGUCCUCUUGUGACCAGGAACACACAGAGCCCUGACACAUGCACAAAGGGGCUGUUUCCCAGACAAAUAUUCAGCCUAGUCCUGCACCCAAAAUGAUGCUAAAUGAUUGAAAGUGCUUUUUAGUUCAGGACUAAGCGUAGUCUUUGUCCGGGAAGCCGCCCCAAAGACUCUGUUUGCUGCUGUUCCAGGUGUGCUUCUCAAACCUCUGAAGGUGAGGAGGCGGAGUAGAAAGGCCUUUUUUACGUGGUUCUCCGUUGGCAUUCUGUGUUCCCUAUCUGUCUUUUAAAAUGUCUGAACUAUAUGUUUUCUUAAAGGAUAUGUUAUUAUAUUGAUACACCCACUAUUGUGGACUGGCUGGUGUUGCUGGUGAACAAGGCACUUGAGCAAGUCUCUUCUCCAAAAUGUAGCAUUGUCUUAAUGCAGUAUCUCAGUCUUAAACUCUAACUUGUGCCUCACAUGUUUAUAAAAAAUAAAUAAAAACGAGGAAAAUAAAAAAGAGGAGAAAGAUUUCUAUCACUUAACCUGCAAUGAUACUGGGAAAGAUUCUUAAAUUAUGAAUGUUUUAUUUGCACUAUUAAACUGUGUUGUAUAGGCUCAUUUAAAAAAAAAAAAGUAAAAUAUUUUUAAAUGAGUAUUCCAAGUAUCAAUAAAUAUUAUUUUUUUUGAAGAAGAAGAA